UUCCGAACCCGAUGGACGAUCGUCAAUAUAAUUUUUUCCCGAAUUGCAGGUUAUGAGUUUGCUUUUAUUUUCUUUUUGUAAUUAUUAUAUGAUUUGCGAAAUGAAUAUAAAUAAAGUGAUGGUAUUCGAAGCAGUUUUCACAAGUUCUAGUUCAAGUGAGAGUGACGAUGAAGAGAUGAAACUAUUUCUUGAUGAAAGUAAACGUCGAAAAAUACCGAGAGUAAAAUAUUUUAUUGAAACAGUAAUAUAUGCAUAUAAUAAUAAACAAUUUAAACAACAUUUUCGAAUGAGUCGCAACACUUUUUAUUUUUUAUUAAAUCUUCUAAAACCAUAUUUGCAAACUGAGGAAAGUGGUCCUGUUAUUUCACCUGAAAAACAAUUAUAUAUUGCUUUGUAUGUAUUAGGAACGCCUGAUUCAUAUAGAUCUAUUGUAACCAAGUUUGAUGUAGGAAAUGCUACAGCUUGGCGAGCUGUAAAAAGAGUAGUAAAAGGUCUGUGUUAUUUUCGAAACUAUUUUAUUCAUUGGCCGACAUUUGAGGAAGCAGAAAUCACUAGUAGAUAUAUACAAAGAAAAUAUAAUUUCCCUGGCGUAAUUGGAAUGGUGGAUGGAACACACAUUACAAUUGCAGCUCCAAAAGAUAAUGCGCUUGCUUAUAUUAACCGGAAAGGACAUCACUCUUUACAGUUACAAGUUGUUUGCAAUGAAAAGAAAGAGUUUAUCCACUGCUACGCUGGAAUGCCAGGAUCAGUGCACGAUAUGAGAGUGUUUAAAUAUUCUGGAUUACAACAAAAAUGCAAUGACAAUUUUUUUUAUAAUAAACACCUCAUAGGCGAUUCAGCUUAUACUCUGCAAAAAUCUGUUAUGGUACCAUAUAAAGACAAUGGGCAUCUAACAGCUGACGAAACCAAUUAUAAUUAUGCUCUAUCUAGAAGCAGAAUGUUUGUGGAACAGUCUAUAGGUCUUUUAAAAGGUCGUUGGAGAUAUUUAUUAGACAAAUUACCGAUGCGAAGGACAGAUCUCAUCCCCUACUAUAUUAUUGCUUGCUGUAUUCUCCAUAAUAUUUGUCUCUUGCAAAGAGAUGAGAUUGAAUAUCCAAUUAUUCUUCCAAACGAGAUUCUUGAAGAUGCUGGACCUUUAACUGUUACUCCACAACAACAAGAAGGAAUUAUCAAAAGAGAGCAAAUAAAAAAUUCUCUUUUGUAAAUUUAAGUGACAAA
This is a messenger RNA of Cyphomyrmex costatus, 1218 nucleotides long. Its product is annotated as putative nuclease HARBI1. NCBI's taxonomy places the organism in Eukaryota, Metazoa, Arthropoda, Insecta, Hymenoptera, Formicidae. The coding region runs from base 53 to 1204 and encodes 383 amino acids. The transcript is spliced from 4 exons. The record is from RefSeq and is a predicted model, not a curated record.